UUUGGAAGGCAAAACAGCUCUUAUACUAUAUGCAUUUUAGCCUUAAUGGUGGCUUUUUGGAAGUCAAAUUGCUGGGAAAAUGAAUUGUGACAACAAUGGGCAACAGUGUCUUUGUCAUGUGUAUUUCAGGCUGAUGUGGCAUUCUUGUUCAUCCGAUAACAGUUCAGUGGGUUUGGAGCCUGCUGGAAAUUAGCUGUGUUCAUCGGAGGUGAUGUAGUCGCUUUACACGCCUGUACGUGUACGAGUGUGACAGAGGCUCAGUGCAGUGUGUGUCUGUCAUUAGACACAGCCGUCUCUCCUCGCACUCCCCCUUCCCCGGGCUUCCCUGUCUCUCCUCUGUUGCUCUGUCUCUGUAAUCAUCUGUACGCAUCCCCUCCAUCCACUGGAUUUCACCCCCCUCCUCUCUGCCCCCCAAUCUAUUCUCCCCCUGGAGCAGCGACAACUGAAGCAGCGCUGGGGCUCUCCUCCUCUCUGACAUCAAUAGACUGAAGGGUCAUUAUUUUCUUCUUCUUUUUUUUUUAAUUCGGGGGUCCAUGACUGGCUUGCACGGUGGGGGUGCUGCUCAUUCAUUCCCGGCUGGCAUCCAUUCAUCGGUUCGUCAGACCUCCAGAGAGAAAGACUCCAGCCAGCAGUGUCCACCGCAGACUAACCAAUGUAAAGUGGAGACGCCCAGCGAUCAGAGUGCGUGACAGCAGGAUGCGGGAGCCAAGCUGGCACUUCUCCUCUGGAUGGGCACAGGGAUCCCUCUUGGUCUGCUCGCUGUCCUUGUGUGCGGCCUCCUCCUUUCUCUCCUGUCCUUCACUGUGUAUCUGUAACUCUGACAGUUUGGAGGUGGACUGCAGUGGCCGAGGACUCACAUCCAUACCACCCGAUCUUCCACAGGACAUCCGAAUCCUUCUACUGCUCAACAACCGCAUAACCUCUCUUGCUGGAGGUCCUUUCUCAAACUUAACAUCUCUGCACCGCUUGGACCUCUCCAAUAACUUCCUUGACCAGUUACCUCCAGGUCUCUUUGCGGAUCUGGGAAACCUUACAGAAAUUCGUCUUCGGAACAACAGCAUUCGCAGUAUAGAGCGAGACCUCCUUCAAGGCCUGCCACAGCUUCGUAGACUGGACCUAUCCCUCAACUUUUUGUCCCAGUUACCUCCGGGAUUGUUUGAUGACUUAUCGACACUCCACUGGUUAUCACUGCGCUCCAAUCGGCUACAGAAUUUGGACAGGAUGACUUUUGAGCCACUAGGUAGCCUGGAAAACAUUCAAUUGGGUGAUAAUCCAUGGGAGUGUGAUUGCAACCUACGAGACUUCAAACACUGGAUGGAGUGGUUCUCGUACAGAGGGGGUAAAAUUGAUGAACUACAAUGCACCCUGCCCAAGGACCUGCGCGGGAGGGACAUGCGGAUGGUCCCAGUCGAAAUGUUCAAUUAUUGCUUACAACUAGAAGAUGAAAACAGCUCUGGACCAGUAGACAGGCCAUCCCUGCCUUGCACAAAGGCAAGCCCUGCCCUUGCAGAGCCGGACCCAGGGCCAGACUGCCCACAGAAACAGAGGUACCGUCCUGCCAGUGUCCGGCGAGCCAUUGGUACUGUGAUCAUCGCGGGGGUGGUUUGUGGUGUAGUCUGCAUCAUGAUGGUAGUGGCGGCAGCGUACGGAUGUAUCUAUGCUUCGCUAAUGGCAAAGUACCACCGAGAGCUAAAGAAGAGACAGCCCUUGAUGGGCGACACGGAGGGGGAGCAGGAGGAACAGCGGCAGAUCUCGUCAGUCGCAUGAGGAGAGCUUUAACACCAGGGCAAGUAGCUGAUACAGAAGCAUCCAUUUUGUCCAACGCAGGUUGCCAUGCGCACCCGUUGAGCAGGAGAGCGGUUGUACGAAAGCCCUGUUGGGGUACAUCACAAAGGGGCACAACAAAAAGCACUUAGUCUACUUCUAGAACAACUUAACUAUCAGCGGCACAAGAUGGCUAUCAAUUGUUCAGAGGAAAUAGAAGGAACUUUGAUGUAACCCAAUCGUACAGUUACAUAUUUACCAGCACAAGGACAUCUAAAGUUAAACACAUUAAACAAAACCAAUUUUUGGACACCAAACAUAAACCCGUUGAAGAAAAAUAAUAAAAAAAAAAGCACAAAAAUGUGCAAAUGACAAGUAUGUAAAGAAAAAAACACAGCUAACAAAAAUGUCACUUUUUGUGACGGACGCAUUGGUUGGUUCCUGAUUCAACAUCUCUGGAUAUAACCAUAAUACGGAGUAUAGUGAGAAUACUGCCUGCUGUGAUGUGGAUUUAGGAGAAUAUUUUUUGGUAGAACUGAUGUGUUCACAGAGUAUCAGCUCACUAACUUUGUCGCUCCCACUGAUAUUGCAAUAAAUAGAGAUGGCAUUCAACUUUUUGA
Messenger RNA from Rana temporaria (common frog), 2384 nucleotides. It is a transcript of the gene LRTM2, whose product is annotated as leucine rich repeats and transmembrane domains 2. The coding region runs from base 697 to 1767 and encodes 356 amino acids. The transcript has 4 exons. Gene Ontology annotation, cellular component: plasma membrane. Lineage: Eukaryota; Metazoa; Chordata; Amphibia; Anura; Ranidae. Gene Ontology annotation, molecular function: protein binding. The record is from RefSeq and is a predicted model, not a curated record.